Sinocyclocheilus rhinocerous is the source of this 1023-nucleotide messenger RNA. RefSeq names its product CD276 antigen homolog. Gene Ontology annotation, cellular component: external side of plasma membrane. Gene Ontology annotation, biological process: positive regulation of T cell proliferation; T cell costimulation; negative regulation of T cell proliferation. The record is from RefSeq and is a predicted model, not a curated record. NCBI's taxonomy places the organism in Eukaryota, Metazoa, Chordata, Actinopteri, Cypriniformes, Cyprinidae. The transcript has 4 exons. Bases 413 to 964 code for a protein of 183 amino acids.
UGUAGUUCCAGCAUCUAACGUUACCAGCCGCGACUAACAGGAACCUGCUAACCAGAGGUAAACAGAGGCUGUGGGAGUGACUGUAAAUUUUAUAUUUUUCUAUUUUUUUUCUCUCUCUGAUUGAAUUGCCGUCUCUCUAUAUUUUCCCCUGUCUUCGUGAAAAAAAAAAAAGAAGAAGCAGUCGUGACUUUUUCCUUUUGUUGUUUAUGCGAAUAGAUACAAAAAUAAUAUUUGCUAAUCUCCUGUUCUCCGCUAACUUAUAUAUAUAUAUUUUUUCUUUAACCCCAUGGCUCUAUGACGACUUCCGCUACCCGGAAACAGUAAUAGGGUUAGAAUUUGGUACUUUCUGUUUUCCAAAAAAAGUAGUAUCGUGAAAUUUAUGUACAAGCUAAAUUAAUUAUAUCGGCACAACAUGAUCAUCGGAUGCCGUUUCAUCUGUUUGUUUGCAGUGCUGAUAAACAAAGUGUCUCUGGAUGUCACAGUAGAGGCUGUUAUUGGUGGUUCUGUUGUCCUGCCGUGUUCUUCAGUUAAACAUGAUCUUAAACUUCAAGACAUUGAUGUGUUUUGGAGAGACAAAGAUAGUGAGACUAUUUAUGAUUUUAUUAAAGGUACAGAUUUUUUAGAGUCACAGGACCCACGGUAUAAGAAUAGAGCGCAAACUUUCCCUGACGAGUAUAAGAGAGGAAAUUUCUCCAUCAAACUCAUCAAUCUCACUCAUGCUGAUGCAGGAGAAUUCAUCUGCUAUAUUACACCCUCAAAUGAACAGGAGACUGUACACCUAAUCAUCAAAGAAUCAACAACAGAAAAUGAAAACCAAUCCACUGAAGAAGCAAACGGAGUACCAAAAACACAAUUAGACUGGUGGCAGAUAUUACUGAUCUGUGUUUGCAUUCUACUUGUAUUAAUUUUGCCUAUAGCCUAUUUCAAAUGGAAGCAGAGAAAAAGAACUCCAGCUCCCAUAUAGAAGGAACAGUGGAAAACUGGAAGUUUUAUUAGGCCCAAUCCCAAUUCUAUUUUAUACCC